GAUCCGUGGUUUCCCAGACAUAUCAGUGAAUUGGAUCAGUGCACUCACAUCAUAGCGAAGUACGAGCCCGACCUCGACAGCGAUCAUCCGGGAUUUCUCGAUAAGACAUACAGAAUGCGGCGCAAAGAUAUCGCAGACAUUGCUUUUAAUUAUAAAUACGGAGAGUCAAUACCUCGAGUGACAUAUACUGAGAGUGAGAUAAGAACAUGGGGCGAAGUAUACAAAGAAUUGCGGCGAUUGUUUGAAUCACACGCGUGUCGGACACACGUCGAUGUGUUCACACUUCUGGAGAAGGAGUGCGGAUACGCUUCCGAUAAUAUUCCUCAACUACAAGACGUGUCACUCUUUCUUAAGAGAAGAACUGGAUUCACUUUACGCCCGGCGGCCGGACUGCUCACCGCCCGUGACUUCUUGGCGAGUCUGGCGUUUCGCGUGUUUCAAACCACACAAUACCUCAGACACGACUCCAAUCCACACCAUUCGCCCGAACCCGAUUGCAUACAUGAGCUGAUAGGACACGUACCCAUUCUGGCCGAUCCCACAUUCGCACAGUUCUCGCAAGAGAUAGGUUUGGCGUCUUUGGGCGCAUCCGAUGAGGAGAUCGAGAAAUUUGCGACAUUGUAUUGGUUUACCGUUGAGUUUGGUUUGUGCAAAGAGAAGGGGGAGAUCAAGGCCUACGGCGCCGGACUCUUGUCAUCGUAUGGAGAGCUGAAGCACUCGCUGUCACCAAAGCCAGAGCUGCGGGCCUUUGAUCCGAUGGCCACUGCCGUACAGCCCUAUCAGGACGUCGAGUAUCAGGACGUCUAUUAUGUGGCCGAGAGUUUUGAAGACGCGAAGAAUAAGUUCAGCGAAUACGUGAAGACAAAACUCGCCCGACGUUAUGAAGUAUAUUACGAUUCGUUCACCGAUUCGGUCAAUAUAUUGGACUCAAUGAACAAAUUGCAUGCUUUCGGCACUAAAAUCAAAUCAGAUAUCAAUUGCUUGAAUACAGCGUUGAGUAGAAUUAGUGGUCAGAAA
Messenger RNA from Medioppia subpectinata, 1017 nucleotides. Lineage: Eukaryota; Metazoa; Arthropoda; Arachnida; Sarcoptiformes; Oppiidae. The record is from the annotation of a GenBank genome assembly.